GCUGUAAAAGUUUGGCGCGCGCCAUGCCGUACAUUAUUUUAGUGACGUCCUUUUAGUAUUUGCACGUGCAGCGGUUUAAUGGUCAAGUGAAGGGAAUAUAUGUGUUUUAUUUUGACAAUUUUAAUGAAAUGUGACUACGAAACCGUGGAGAAAUGUAUCGGUCAGAUACCUAACGGAACAGCAGGAUGCACCGGUACAGUUAGCGGUCUGUCUGCACUGAGGCGUGUUUGUGUUGUUUGUUAUGCGAAAUAAAUAAUUUCCUUCAAUAUUCUGUUGCAACUUGAAGUAGCGGUAAAUGUGGUCGAGACAUUUCCUGAAGAGGACAGUCCUGCCUCUUGGACAGUGUCUGAGACGCAUCACCUGUCUACAGGUGCAGAGAUCUCUGGUGCAGUGUCCUGCCUGGGGACCUUCUUGGUGUCACCAACAUGGAAGAUCAAAAUUCUUUUCUACUGUGUUCUUUAAUCCCUGCAGAACACUAAAGAGAGAUACGAAGUCUUCAGUAGAAGUCCCUGACCACCCCAUUACAGUCACCGACAUCAAGCAGUAUCUACGGUCUAAGGGAAUUUCAUUUCACGAUGGUUAUAGUUGCUUACAUGCUAGCAGUAUUUUUUUAGAACAAAACCCCAAAACACACGAAGGAGCUGGGAAGGACAGUUACACGAUGUUCAUUGACAAAAUGACUGGACAGUUUCUCUGUAAAGACACACUAGUAGAAGGAAGCUGGGAAGACCUGCAGGACUGUCUUGAAGUGAUGCAGAAAGAGGGACAAACCUCAAUCAGUCCAGAUGUUUUGUUAAGCUACUCAGAAAGUGUAGAAGAACAGGGACAGAGGGACAUGGAACUGAAGGAGGUUCACAGGAUUUGGAACAGCUCCAUGACAUUCUCAGAUCUCCCUGAAGAGGAACUGCAGCUCAUCAAAACUAUGUUCCAGAUCAGUAAGCUCACCAAUGCAACUCUGAAGAAAUUUGGGGUAAGAUUCUUUAGGCCUACCAAAAGUCUUGUAUUUCCCUGGUUCAGCGGGCGAGACUUAAAGCUCCGUGGCAUAAAACUGCUUUCUGCUGCCACCAAGGAUAAUAGCCAAGUGGUGUAUACAGAAGCUAGCAUUCCUAAAUUAUCCAGUUACUACAACCUUUUUGGGCUUCCCUUAGUAGGACGGAAGGAAACGGAGAUGGUGCUCACAGGAAGUGAGAUUGACUGCAUGGCGGUAAGCCAGGCAACUGGCCUGCCUGCUUUGGCCUUGCCGCGGGGAGUCAGUUGUCUGCCCCCGGUACUUCUUCCUUACCUGGAGCAGUUCAGGAAGGUCACGCUAUGGCUGGGUGGGGAUAUGCGUGCUUGGGAGGCUUCAAAAAUCUUCUCAAAGAAACUAGGAUUGAAGCGCUGUUCUCUUGUGCGACCGGGGGAAUUUCAUCCGUGUCCUCAUGAAGCACUGGUGCAAGGCAAGAACCUUGCACGUAUUGUUAAGGCCUCUAUCCCUGCUGCCCACAAGUCUAUAGUGUCCUUCAAGCAGCUCAGGGAAGACGUGCUGGGAGAGCUAGCAAACGUAGAGCAGGUGGCAGGAAUAAAGUGGACCCGCUUUCCUGAGCUCAGUCGAAUACUGAAAGGCCAUCGCAAGGGAGAGUUAACAGUUUUCACAGGUCCAACUGGCAGUGGUAAGACCACCUUUAUCAGUGAGUAUGCGCUUGACCUGUGUAUGCAGGGAGUGAACACACUGUGGGGCAGCUUUGAGAUCAAAAACGUACGUUUGGCCAAAAUUAUCUUGACCCAGUUUGCUAUGCAGAGAUUGGAGGAAAACUUGGAGCAAUAUGACUACUGGGCUGACAAGUUUGAGGAGCUUCCACUGUACUUUAUGACCUUCCAUGGUCAACAGAAUGUUAAGACAGUGCUCGACACCAUGCAGCAUGCUGUGUAUCUCUACGAUAUCGGUCACAUAGUCAUUGACAACCUGCAGUUCAUGAUGGGGCAGGAGAAUCUGUCUGUGGACAAGUUUGCAGUACAGGACAACAUUAUUGGAGCUUUCAGAAAAUUUGCAACAAACAGCAGCUGUCAUGUAACAAUGAUCAUCCAUCCUAGAAAGGAGGAAGAUGACAAAGAACUUCAGACAGCAUCCAUUUUUGGCACAGCCAAGGCCAGCCAGGAGGCUGACAAUGUGCUUAUUCUUCAAGAGAAAAAGCUUGUUACCUGUCCUGGACGCAGAUCCCUGCAGGUGGCCAAGAACCGCUUUGAUGGAGAUGUGGGGAUUUUCCCUCUAGAAUUUAACAAGUCUUCCCUUACUUUCUCAGCCCCAGUCAGAAACAAGCAAAAAUUACGCAAGGUCAAAGCGGACACGACUGAGAAGAACUCAGAGACUGAAGUCAAGGAGAAAAAUGAGAAAGUUUCAAAGGUUGCAAAAGAACCCAAAAUCCCCAAAACACUUAACGAGCCAUCAACAAGAAAGAAUGUAAUAAAUACAGAUGAAAAAAGCAGUAGUAAAAUGGAUGGGUGAAGCUUUAGAGGACCUGAACAUUGCAAUACAACUCAGUAUUUCUAAGAUAAAAUGUCAGUAGGUGUCACUGCAGAACCUCUGAUUAAUGUCCACCUUUUUUCCUGAAUGGCAAUGGUGAAUGUUUAGACUGUAAUUUGGAUGUAGGUUAAAGUUUGGAAAAAUUAUGUUGAUUUGCUCUUAAAAUAUUAAAGGACACCAGCCUUUUAAACAGUAUGGAACCCUGAUAAUAUUAAAAAAGAGGAUACUUCACUAAAGAUUAAGUUUAUUAUGGUGCAUUCAUGGGACAAAUUGUGAUAAAGUAUCAAACCUUUAUUAGAAUAGAAUAUUAAUGUUGUUGUUUUUUUAAAUAGUAAAGGACACCAGUUCCAACAGUAUGGAACCCUGAUAAUAUUAAGGAAUAACUAAAGAAUAUGUCCCUAAGGAGAGAGGCCAUUACUCUUUUGCAUUCGUUUUGCAAUUUUCCUCAUCAUAAAUUACCUUUCGCUUUUAAGUAUGAACAUUCAAUGUUAUGAUCUCUGUAUCAGAGAUGUGUAUUGACUGAUGCUUGAGUUGAGACUGACAUCCUACACCAGUUUUUGCAAAACACAGAUGUUUGAUAAUGACAUGCAUAAAUAUUAGCUGUGUUCUCUGUUUAUGAACGUAAUCUUUGUUUUGUUAAGCAAAAACCAAAAAUGCAUUAUAAAAUGAUACAGUAAGUCUGGUCAAAAAGUUGAUCUGGUACCAGUCUAACAAAUUAGGUCUGUCUCAGCCACUGUACUUAUAUUCAGUAUCAGAUUAUUGCUAAAGUACUUCUUUACUAAGAUUUCACUUUAACUAAGGUACUCAUUUACUUUACUUUAAAAAGGUAUUAGUUAUAGUAUUAUAUAUAUUUUAAAUAAACUGUUUUUUUAUGUGUAUACUUUUUUGAUCCAGUUUUCAUGUCAAUCGAGUUCAGUAAACAACUCGUGUGCGUGUGUGAGCAUGUGUGCGUGGACGAAAACUAAAUGGACAUUCUUUUCUAUAUUUGUUUCAAUGAAAUGUUAAUAUACAAUUCUAAAGUUCAGAACUGAUA
Clarias gariepinus (North African catfish) is the source of this 3533-nucleotide messenger RNA. RefSeq names its product twinkle mtDNA helicase (gene twnk). Bases 296 to 2482 code for a protein of 728 amino acids. Lineage: Eukaryota; Metazoa; Chordata; Actinopteri; Siluriformes; Clariidae. Gene Ontology annotation, biological process: mitochondrial DNA replication. The transcript is spliced from 5 exons. The record is from RefSeq and is a predicted model, not a curated record. Gene Ontology annotation, molecular function: 5'-3' DNA helicase activity; ATP binding; single-stranded DNA binding. Gene Ontology annotation, cellular component: mitochondrion.